AGGCGCGGAGCCUGCUGGGGAUGGUAGUCGGCGAGCGCGUUUACGCCCGCUCGCCGAGCUCACCCGGGACUACAUUUCCCACAAUUGCCGCCAUGACGCCCAUGGGUGUGGGGGAAGGAAUGGGAACCUGCGGCCGUCAGGGUGCGAGGCGGCCGGCCCCCAAGCCAGGCCUGAGGGUGCCAAGACUGAGGAGGUUGCCGAACAAGACUGCCGGCCCCGCCCUCAGUCUCUGUCCUUUCGAGGACUGCGCUUCCCCUCUGAAGGGAGACUUUGCCGCCGCCGCCACCUCCGCCUGGAGUUUCUUCAGAUUUCAGUUUCCCUGCCAACCACGAGGAGUCCAGGGAAGAAGAGCAGAGCAGAGACGCCAAUAUACACCUCCCACGCCGCUUUCAGCCCGAGAUCGCCCCAGCAGGGAUGGGCGUUAGGAUCUGGUUGCCCUUCCCCGUGCUGCUCCUGGCCGCUCUGCCUCCCGUGCUGCUGCCUGGGGCGGCCGGCUUCACGCCCUCCUUGGACAGCGACUUCACCUUUACCCUCCCGGCCGGCCAGAAGGAAUGUUUCUACCAGCCCAUGCCCCUGAAGGCCUCGCUGGAGAUUGAGUACCAGGUUUUAGAUGGAGCAGGAUUAGAUAUUGAUUUCCAUCUUGCCUCUCCAGAAGGCAAAAUCUUAGUUUUUGAACAAAGAAAAUCAGAUGGAGUUCACACCGUAGAAACUGAAGUUGGUGACUACAUGUUCUGCUUUGACAAUACAUUCAGCACCAUUUCUGAGAAGGUGAUUUUCUUUGAAUUAAUCCUGGAUAAUAUGGGAGAACAGGCACAAGAACAAGAAGACUGGAAGAAAUAUAUUACUGGCACAGAUAUGUUGGAUAUGAAACUGGAAGACAUACUGGAAUCCAUCAACAGCAUCAAGUCCAGACUAAGCAAAAGUGGUCACAUACAAACUCUGCUUAGAGCAUUUGAAGCUCGUGAUCGAAACAUACAAGAAAGCAACUUUGAUAGAGUCAACUUCUGGUCUAUGGUUAAUUUAAUGGUCAUGGUGGUGGUGUCAGCCAUUCAAGUUUAUAUGCUGAAGAGUCUAUUUGAAGACAAGAGGAAAAGCAGAACUUAAAACUCCAAAACUAGAGUACUUAACAUUGAAAAGAAAGGCAUAAAAAGUCAGUAAACUAUUACAGUCAAGACCAUUAAUAGUCUUUUCCAAAUUGUUUUCAGGCAUCAUAAGUAUACUUUUAAUGUGAAAGGAAAGCCUUCACUUUCUGUGCAAAUAAUCUUAUUGGUCCAGUUGUACUUAAGCGUAUAAGUUGAAUAUUUUGCAGAAUGUAGGUUUAACUGAAUGAGCCAUAUUAAUAACUACAUUUUCCUAAAUUUGAAAAAAUUUUACAAAUGUCAUAGGUGAUUUAAAUGAGCAGUGGGCCUAAGUGCAACAUCAGUCUGUUUUUAAAAGGUUCUCUUACCCAGAACAUUCUUUGUAAAUGUGGCAAUUACAAAUUAAUUGUAGAAGUUUUCAAUAUUAAGCUAUAAAUCAUCUGAAAAUUAAUUAUGGAUUAAAUAUAUCUUUCGA
Molecule: messenger RNA, 1554 nt
Organism: Microcebus murinus (gray mouse lemur)
Lineage: Eukaryota; Metazoa; Chordata; Mammalia; Primates; Cheirogaleidae
Gene: TMED5
Product: transmembrane p24 trafficking protein 5
Source: RefSeq, a predicted model, not a curated record